Messenger RNA from Phodopus roborovskii (desert hamster), 1651 nucleotides. It is a transcript of the gene B2m, whose product is annotated as beta-2-microglobulin. The coding region runs from base 24 to 383 and encodes 119 amino acids. Gene Ontology annotation, molecular function: MHC class II protein complex binding. Gene Ontology annotation, cellular component: MHC class II protein complex; MHC class I protein complex. Lineage: Eukaryota; Metazoa; Chordata; Mammalia; Rodentia; Cricetidae. Gene Ontology annotation, biological process: immune response; positive regulation of T cell activation; peptide antigen assembly with MHC class II protein complex. The transcript has 4 exons. The record is from RefSeq and is a predicted model, not a curated record.
GUAGUUUUGCUCCAGGGAGCACGAUGGCUCGCUCCGUGGCUGUGGUCUUUCUGAUGCUUGCUUCACUGGUCUGCUUGGAUGCCAUCCAGCGUACCCCACAAAUACAAAUCUACACACGCCACCCACCUGAGGAUGGUAAAGCAAACUUCCUGAACUGCUAUGUGUCGCAGUUUCAUCCCCCCCACAUUGAAAUCGAGCUGCUGAAGAAUGGGAAGAAAAUGGACAAGGUGGAGCUGUCAGAUCUGUCCUUCAACAAGGACUGGUCUUUCUAUCUUUUGGCUCACACAGAAUUUGUGCCCACUGCGACCGAUAAAUAUGCCUGCAGAGUUUCACAUGUCACUCUGAAGGAGCCCAAGGUCGUCACCUGGGAACGAGACAUGUAAUCAAGCAUCACAGAGGUCUGAAGAUGCUUCAUUUGGACCAGUUUAAUUCUAAAGUAUUUCUCAGUUUUUAAUACUCAGUUUAAUCUAUGCAUACAGGAGAAAUAGUAACGACACAUCAUCUUCUUUAUGACCUACUUUGAAUUCUGCAUGUUUUCCAAAAACAGACUGAAGAGUAACAUCCUAGAUAUCUGAAAUAAUAAAGCAUCAAUGAGUAUUUUGAUCAGAAACAAACCAUUUUGAUAAUUUGAAAGAAAAAAACUGCUAGUGAAUAUAAUUAAGAAUAAUAGUUGAUCAUAUAUCAAACCCUUUGUACAUCUUAUUAGUUGGAUGUAGUCAUUCGUCUUUAGUCUAUCACAACAUAAGUGAUUUUUAAAAAAAUCUAAAAAACCUGAGAUAUUUUCGUUUUGGUAAAACACACAGGUCCAACUGAAAUUUGUUAUUAUGCCUAGCAAUGCUCUCCCCCAACCUCAUGGAUUACUUCCUCUUUGUUAUUUUUACUCAAAAAUAAAACAAAAUAUAAUAAAAUAAAUAAAGAAAGAAAAAAGGAUGUUUUCUAGACAUUGCCAGACUGUUACAUGAAGUGGUUUCAGGGUAGCUUUCAACGUCUGCAAGUGUGUGUGUGGUUUUAUCACCCGAAGAGCCUGUGAGUAUCUUAAGAGGUUCUCAUAGAAGCAGGCACCAGAACUAGGGGUCUACAUGAACACGACUAAGGAAGGGCUCCAAAGCAAAGCAGUAGGAGUGUGGCUGAUGACAGGAAAUAGGAAGGAACUGAGAGGGGAAUAGGGAUUUUGGAAGUACUGGUUCUACAGGGAGCUCUAGAGCAGAAACCACAUGUUAAAGUUUGUCUUGGCAAUGUGGACAAGCCUGUUGCUGGCUCUAUAGGACUAUGUGAUAGGAUGAAAGCCCAGAUACUUUGGCAUGCAGAAGCUGAGGACUGGCUCUCACUAUUGGAUGUAGGUGGAACAUCAGUGGCUACUGUUUCCUGUUGGAUCUACAGCAUAGCCAGUCUGAAAGACCCACUACCAGUUCAAAGUUUCUAAGGGCUAAUGUUAAAGUAGGAAUGCUAAUCAAUUUAGAGCUAAGUUUGAAUCCCAAUUCAAAAGUUAUUAUAAAAUCCUGACUUGAGCUUUUAAUUUUGAUAGUUUAGUUGUAUCCCCAAAGGUCUGUUUGUGGUUGCACCUUUAAGAGGUGGGGUCUAGUGGGAGGUUCUGUGGUACUCUCACAGGAUGGGGAUCUUUUUGAGUUCUGAAAUGGUUAUUAUAAAGGCA